This is a messenger RNA of Paramecium pentaurelia, 472 nucleotides long. NCBI's taxonomy places the organism in Eukaryota, Ciliophora, Oligohymenophorea, Peniculida, Parameciidae. The record is from the annotation of a GenBank genome assembly.
AAUGUAAUAAGCUAUUCCUAGUUUAACAUCAGAAGUGAAAUAAAGAUUGGAAGAUUAAGGAUUCAAGCCUUUCAAAUAUAGACCAUUACCAGAAUAUGCCAAUCCCCAUUCACUUUAAUGUAUUUUCAAUAUUAAAUAGAUUGGUUGACUAAUGCUGGCUUAGGACUUAUUUGUCUUGUUGGAAGACAUUAUGCUACAUCCUAAUAAUCAAUUAGAAUAUUAUGGUCUGCAUCUGCUGUAUUCAUUCCUCUAUAUGCCAUUGCUACCAAUGCUAAACUUGAUGGAUUAAGAUAAAACAAUUUUUAUAGGUUUCCAUUUCACUUUUCAACUUUAGAAAAACUUUGGAUGAUAGACUUGAAUUGCAUCCAUUGACCAGAAGAGCUUGGGAAAGAGCCAAAUAAACUCAUAAAGAGUAUUAGGAUUAAUUGAGAGAAGAGAUUGCUACUUUAGAAGCAGAGUUAAGAAAAUGAAA